Molecule: messenger RNA, 6244 nt
Organism: Grus americana (Whooping crane)
Lineage: Eukaryota; Metazoa; Chordata; Aves; Gruiformes; Gruidae
Gene: NALF2
Product: NALCN channel auxiliary factor 2
Exons: 3
Coding region: 27-1385 (452 amino acids)
Biological process (GO): calcium ion import across plasma membrane
Cellular component (GO): plasma membrane
Molecular function (GO): stretch-activated, monoatomic cation-selective, calcium channel activity
Source: RefSeq, a predicted model, not a curated record
CCGCCCCCCCGCGCCGCCCCCGCAGCAUGAUCCGCGGCGCCUGGAUGUACCCCCGCGGGGGCGCCGCCGGCGGGGCGGUGUGCUGCGCGCCGCGCCGCAGCGACAAGCCGGUGGCCGACCCCGAGCGGGCGCAGAAAUGGCGCCUCUCGCUGGCUUCGCUCCUCUUCUUCACCGUCCUCCUCUCCGACCAUCUGUGGCUCUGCGCCGGGGCCAAGCUGCGGGCGCGGGAGCGGAGCGGUGCCGGGCGGCCGCGGAGCCGCGGGCCGCGGGCCCUGCUGGCGGCCGAGCCGGCGGGCGGCAGCUGCGAGGCCCUGCUCGGGAACCUCAGCCGGGCCCCCGGCCCCGCCGGCCCCUGCCCCGCCGCCCGCGGCGACCUGGACUCGGCCUGCGCCCGGCUGCACGCCCUGCAGCGGCCGCGGGGCUCCCCGGCCGGCGCGCCCCUCCGCUCGCCCUCCGCCGCCGCCCCCUUCUUCGCCUCUCCCUCCUCCAAGAGGACCUUCCUGCAGGCUUACUUUAGGAACUUCAACCUCUCCUUUUGUGAUACUUACACGAUCUGGGACCUGCUGCGGGAGAUGGCCGGCCCGGACGGCCUGGACUGCAGCGUGGACAACCUGAUGGUGGACUUGGUGGCGGCGGCGGCCGGGGCGCUGGGCGGGGAGGCCUGUAGCAGCUGCGUCCAGGCGUACCAGCGGCUGGACCAACACGCUCAGGAAAAAUAUGAGGAGUUCGACCUCUUGCUGGAGAAGUACUUGCAAUCGGAAGAGUACUCGGUCAGAUCCUGCCUGACGGACUGCAAGGCUGUCUACAAGGCCUGGCUGUGCUCCGAGUAUUUCAACGUGACCCAACAACAGUGCCGACACCGGAUCCCAUGCAAGCAAUACUGCCUGGAGGUGCAGACCAGGUGCCCGUUUGUGUUACCGGACAAUGACGAGCUGAUCUAUGGAGGUUUGCCUGGCUUCAUCUGUACGGGGCUGCUGGAGAACCAGCUGCCUGACGAGGAGGCCAAGUGCUGCGAGGUGCAAUGGGACUCCUGCGACCACCCCCCAGACAGCAACGACGACACAUCCCCCAAAUCCACAGCGUCAGAGUCAUUCCACUUCCACCGCCACGACCCCCACCUCCAUCACCAGCGGCAGAACCACUACCACCUCUACCACCACCACCACCACCACCAGUACCACCAGCCCCACUCCCCAUCCUUGCUGCCGGUCUCCGCAGGGUCUCGCCUCGGCAGCAGCAGGAUCAGACUCUGCGUGCUGGUCCUGAUGCUUCUCCACACCAUGGUGUCCUUCUCAAGCGUGCACGGCGGCGGCGGGGCGGCUGGCGGAGGGCUCAGCCUGGAGGCCCUGCCCGCCCGGGAGGAGAGCAUGGCACGGGACGAGUGACGCAGAGGGGAAAGCCGACCUCCAAGAAGAACGCCAGAUCUUUUUCCACUAAGGGGGGCACAUGCUAUUCCUCCAAUGGGAGGCACGGGAUUGGGGGUGACGCACACACACACACCCCCGCACAUACCCCCAAGAGCUGCUCGCCGCGGGGCAUCCCCGUGAUGAAGAGUCUCUAAUGCGCACAGGGCUGCGGGACUCGGCUUUGAGAAGGGUUCGGUCAGUAGCAGCCGGGCAGCGCGGCGUGCCCGGCCUCGCCGAGGCGCCGGCGCAGGAAGGUACGGCACGGGGGCGGGGGGGAGCGGAGGGGAGGGGGUCCCUUCGGAAGAGGUGUCCCCCCGGGACUGCCGCGCGUCUCCCGGCCGCCUGCCGUGAGUGCCUUGGGCGCCCGCAGCUUACCCGCCAGCGACACGCCAAGGGUUUGGCAGUCAGCCUAGCCCCCGUUUCUUUUCCUCCUCGGUCUGUAAAUCCCGAAGGACCAGGUGGGCAGGGAGGCAGCACCUCUUGGCACAGCCUUACCCCCCCCCCUCCUGUCCCGGGGGAAAAACCCACCAACUCAAGGCAGAGCCGUCCUCGUGGGCUGCAGCAUCCUCAGCGUGGCAUUCCGCUUGCUGAUGGGGUCUGGGGGACAGGAGGGGGACGGUGUUACGCUACACUGUGGUACUACUCGGGGUUUGUCUCAUUGCGUCCCCAACCUUGCUCCUCUGUGCCAGGAGGUGGAGAGAGAGGGAGGAGGCAGGGAGCAGGAGGGACGCCCCCAGCAUUCCCGCAUCCGGCUUUGCCAAGCGUCCCGACGAUUCGGUUUAACCUUUUUUGCUUUCUUUCCUGACUGGAGUGGCUGGUCGCCAAGAGGAGUUAGGGAGAUGCGACUCCGGGCUAAGCGAGGGAGCGGGAUCGCGCGUGGUGACGAUUGGAUGCAGGGCGUCAGAAGGCAUCCCCCCUCCCUGCUCCACGCUUCCCAGCUACAAAUCAUCAACUGGAUGGCAGAGGGACUGGGCAAAAGGGCUGGAGAAAUCUGGCUCGUAGGGAGAGUCUCCCGCACAAAGAAGAGGCGCUUAUAAAACCCAGCUGGGGAAGAGAGGUUUUGUAAAUACUGUCUAUCCAUGGGUGCCCCCAGAUCAGAAAAUUUCUAGGAGCCCAGCUGGGACAGCUGGACUCGGCCGGGCAAGGUGCUGGCUGGUGCAGCCUCAUUUGCCUCACUUGUUUGGGGGUUUUGGGGGUUUUUUUGUGGUUUGGGGGUUUUUUUUGUUUCUUGUUUUUGUUUUUUUUUUUAACCUGAGCUCAGUGUAUCCAGGGAUUCAGCCCCAAACAGAUCCCGCUUUCCUAGGAAGCUCCCAAAUUCUGCCCCCACCCACCAGGAACCGUUCCCAGCGUGAAUGCGGCGAGGUGGUGCCGGGGGGCACAGCGCUGCACCCGCGGGCCAGGCGCCAGAGGCGAGAAAGUUCAUUCCGGGUGCGAGCGAGGGGAAGGAGGACGGGGUGUUUUAGUAUGAGUCAGCUGCAAAACGUCCUGGUCGCGGGUACGGAUGGGAACCUGCUCGUUGCCUGCAGAGGACGCGUGACGGUCCCUCUGUUUUUUAGACGUGCCUCUUGGCGGGGAGCCUACAGCAGAGCCCAGGGGGGAUCGCUGCAGCCCGGCAGGGAUGGAGCAGGAGGGACGUCCUGCUGCAUCUCAGACCGAUCCCUGCGAGGGUCCAAGGAGUCACAGAGCUGAGGUCCGUAAGAGUUUGGUGGUUUCUGGUCUGUUGAGGUGAAGCAAACCCAAGCAGAGCCCCAUGAGCAAAGCUACUUCCUACCUGGCUGGAAGAAGGAAGUACCGGGCAUCUCAUGGGAAGGACAGGUUUCCUGACGUUUCCAGCCCAUUUCCAGACCAAAGAGGCUCUGAGAAGCAGCUGAAUGUUUGAUUUCUGCUUUGACUUGAAUCUCAGAGCUUUGGGGUGAUGUUUACACGUUACCAGUUACCUGUUACCAAAGUCCCGCAGAUACGAAGCCUGUGAACCCGCUGUCCCUCGGUUAUCCGGCUAGGAGAGGUGGUGUUCGUGGAAGAUGCAGAGAGCGUUUCCCGAGCAGAUUUCCUUGCUGUUGCUACCCAGAAAAGGUAGGGCAAUUCUCGUUUGACUAUUCCUCACAGCAUCCGUACAUUUUCAGUCUAGUUUACACCAGUCUGAGAACAACUUGGACGUGCCACGGUUCGGCAAACAGGGAUCCGACUCCUCUGUUUGCUCUGCUGCGAAGAGAGGAGUUGCGUGGCUGCUUUGAUGACUAGCAAAAGCAUACGGCCAGACCUAGGGAGGGAGCACGGUCCUGCGCCUGCCUCGAGACAGCCGGAUCCAGUUCGCUCUUAAGGAAAUUAGAUUUUUCAUGUACUGCCAAGAGUUAAGCUAAUUCCAGGCGCCUCUCUCGGAGAUAGGCUGCAUCCAGUCUUUGAGCGACUCAUCUAGAGGGAGAAGAAUAGCCCAGUGUGGUGCGUCAGCAAGUGGCCCUGAGUCACUGGCCCUAUUCAUUGUCUGCUGGUGAGGCGCUGAGCAGCGCCCGAGCCUGCGCGCUCGCACACGGCGUGGGGGGGUACGGGCUCGCUCGUGUGCGCUGGUGUGAGUCCGGUGCAAAGACCGUUCUGGAGGGGUGCGUGCCCUUCCGCCCGCCCCGAGGCUCCGCUGCACCGCCGGCGAGCAGAGCGACGGACCGGUGCGUCGGUGUCAGUCCGGGCUCGGGUGGUUUCUGGUGGCACCGAGCGCGGAGGUUUCGUGAUGGGUGAUUUCCGCAGAGCUGCGGGAGCGAGGUCAAAUGGCCCGAGUUGUCUUCAGGGACUAGGGGAGGCUGGCAGGGGUUUUCUGGAAUAACCUGGGAGCUGUGAGAAAUGCCUUCACCUUCCAGAACAUCAGCCGAUGAGCUUCAUCUCGGGGGGGAGGGAGCCUGCGCUACAUCCCAGCGAGCCUGAAAGCUGAGCCGUUGCAAAAACGGGGUCUUUAGUGUGAUUACUGGGGAGGGGUCGUUGCGUCAGCCGGGGAGCGAGGAGGCUCUGCAGGGCAGUUCUGCUGUAGCCGGAGGAGAUCCGCACGUUUUCCAAGCUGUGGCUUCCCGGGAGGUGUUCACGUGAGGAUAACGUGCCGGGAGGAUGCCGGGUCCGCGGGCAGGGGGAGCGCGCGGGGUGCGGAGCCGCGCUGGCAGGCGCAGGGCUGGGAUUUUACCUAGUGUGACUGGAAGGAAAGUGCUGAGUCUUCACAGACCAAGGCUUUUGGAAGGAGUUCUUUUAUUUAGCGAGUCUGGGCUGCUGUCAAUAAGUUCUGUGGUUUUAGGGCACCAUAUGCUGUAUUCAACACUUUGCCAAUCUCGUUAAAUGAAUCCAGACUAGCUGUUCACAGAACAGGACGGAGCAGCUGGAAGCGGUGUAUGUCGCAGUCCAUCAUUAUAAGGCCGUUGGAUAAAAAUCUUCUCUUUGGUCUGACAUUACAACCUUAAUAAUCCUCCAUCCAUAUUAGCUUUCUCUUUGCUGUACAAGAGAGAAGUCCAGAAAGGAGACGUUAACAUUGUCUCAGCUAAUGCCACUGACAUUAUUUUUAUUAAAACAUGGAGUGAACGUGCCCAGGAUAAGGAGACGGAGGGUUUCCUUGCCCCGUGCGUGCAGGUACGCUGCAGCCCGAGCCCCUCCUGCGCCCAACGCAGCCCUGGGACCAGGAGCCCUUUGCAGAGCCACGCUCCUGCAGCCACCCGGGACCUUGGAAAACACCGGGAUUUAUCCUACCGGGAAUUUAAACCCAAGGCGCUUCCUCCUUUUCGUUCAGUGCUCUUAUUUCUUCUCCCCAAAAGAAGGCGCCGUGCAUUGGGAUUCAUAUGUAUAACCCAACCUUUCCUUCAGGGGAUAAACUUCUCUCUGCUCGGAGGAAAAUGCCCAUCGGAAAGCAGCGAUUCCUCCCCGCCCUCCCCGGCAAGAGGCGUUCUCUGCCCCGAGGUGCUGGGGGGCCGCGGGGUGAUGCUGUCCCCGCCGGGUCCGGGUGCAGGAGCAGGCAGGGGAGCGGGCAGAGCAGAUGGGGCUGCAGGAGGAAAGGUAGCUGGGUCCUGCCCGGCUGGAGCGUUAGUCCUGGGUUUUGCACUUUAAUGUAACUGCCAGUUGUAGAAAUUAAUUAAAAAUAACUGAAGAAAAAUCCCAAAGAAAGGCCCUGCUUCCUCUGGUGAAGAUUAAUCAUUAGUUGAGCCUUUUUCUUAUGAAAAUACAGAUCCAUGGUAGCCCCAGGCAAAAGAUUCCCAGGGAGAGCCCUCACCAUUCGUGCUCUGAGUUAGGGAAAUCGCUUUGAAAGCAUCUGACAACUAAAGCAGAACAUGUUGAGUAACUUGGCAACACUCAGAAAACAUCUUGAAAUGGUUUUUGUUCAACACAUUUUGCUUUGCUUCAAUAGGAGAUGUCAGGGCAGUUCAUUCACUGCCACUCAGGACUGCAGGCGAUGCUGGGAGACGGUUCCUCUGCCCGCGUUUAAAAAAAGAAAAAAAAGAAAAUCCCUGAUAUCGGCUGCUGCCGGGGCAGGGUCCCUCUCGGCGAUGCGGCGGAGCUUCCCAUUGCCGAGCUCCGUACGUCUCUUCUGGCCGGCGAGGUCUCCCCGCGCCGCGUUUGCGGGGGAGGCGGGUGAUUUGCAGGACGGAGCGGGGCCGUUUGCGCGGCCGGUGGGCCAGGGUCCCCCCGUGCUGCAGGGAGGGGCCCUGCCUUGGGCUCAGCCUCGGGAUUGAAGGCUCUGCCCUCGAAAAGUCAUGCAGCGGCUUGUGAUAAAUUAUGAUACCUCGCUACCACCCCGGAAAGGAAUGCCUAUAGGAACGGAGAGAGACAAAAUCAGGACAGAAACGUACUCGGAUUCUGUGAAAAUCCCCAGGAAC